Messenger RNA from Drosophila grimshawi, 2855 nucleotides. It is a transcript of the gene FucT6, whose product is annotated as alpha-(1,6)-fucosyltransferase. The record is from RefSeq and is a predicted model, not a curated record. Gene Ontology annotation, cellular component: Golgi cisterna membrane. Gene Ontology annotation, biological process: protein N-linked glycosylation. The coding region runs from base 444 to 2330 and encodes 628 amino acids. Lineage: Eukaryota; Metazoa; Arthropoda; Insecta; Diptera; Drosophilidae. The transcript has 4 exons. Gene Ontology annotation, molecular function: protein binding; glycoprotein 6-alpha-L-fucosyltransferase activity.
UUUAUUCACUUGAAGAGAGAGUGGGAGAGAGGGAGAGCAAAUAAAUAAUUAGCAUUGCUCCCAGGUGCCCAAACACAGCGAUGAAGUGCGGUGCAAUACUCAGCGUACUCAGCCACAUUCUUAGCUAGGCAAUGUGACUGACUAUGCGACCAAAACGGCAGAAAAACGCUCCAGCAACAGCAACAACAACAACACUCCACUAACAAAUUCUCGAACUGUGUGCAACGCAUGCACACACGCACACUACAAACAAACACACACGCACACUACAAACAAACACACACGCACACUAUAAACAAACACACACACACAUAUACACCCACUUUAAAUCUGUGGCCGCUAAAGAAAUUCGGGGGAUAAGGACAAGGACAAGGACACUGAUAAGGGAACAACGGCCCCGGUUUGUGGAAUACAGACACACACACACACAGAUAGUGUAAGCCAUGCUGCUGGUGCGUCAGCUGUUUGGCUCCUCCUCGAAUUCGUGGGUGCGAGCACUGAUUAUAUUCGUGCUCGCCUGGGCCGUUCUCGUCUAUGUGUUCGUCCUCAAGCUGACAAGCACCCAGUCACAGCAAGGACAUCAGGGCUCGCAGGCGUACGCUGCCAAUAGCAAUGAGAACGAGCUCAAUGCCCGACGCAUCAAUCAAGCCCUGCAACUGUUGGAGCACACGGAGCGACGCAACGAGGAGCUCAAGCUGCUCAUCGAUGAGCUGAUGAGCGAACAGCUGGAUAAGCAGAGCUCACUGAAGCUAAUCGAGAGACUGGAGAGCGAUGCACACAAUCCGAAGAACUCGCACGGCGAUCCCUUGGCAGAGGAUUCGCUGUUUGAGGUUGUGAUGCCCGGUGGCGGUGGCGUUGGCGAGGCGGACGCAGCUGAUCGACUGGAGGAUGCUGCGCAGAGCGGGCUCAGCGGGCAGGCGGGCGUUGAGCCGAGCUUGGAAUACGAGCUGACGCGUCGUCGCAUCCAAACGAACAUUGUCGAGAUCUGGAGCUACUUCAGCAGCGAGCUGGGCAAAAUUCGUAAGCUGAUCGGGCCGGGCAAUGCGGAGCUGGACGAGUCCAUUAAGCAGGUGCUGUUGCAGGGUGCCGAGCACAAGCGUUCCCUGUUCAGCGACAUGGAUCAGUUGCGUCGCGUCGACGGCUAUGAGGCGUGGCGCCACAAAGAGUCACAGGAUCUUAGUGAUCUUGUCCAGCGGCGACUGCAUCAUCUCCAGAAUCCCAGCGAUUGCACCAAUGCUCGCAAGCUGGUCUGCAAGCUCAACAAGGGAUGUGGCUAUGGCUGUCAGCUGCACCAUGUGGUCUAUUGCUUCAUUGUUGCCUAUGCCACGGAGCGCACUCUCAUACUGAGGUCGCGGGGCUGGCGCUACCACAAGGGUGGCUGGGAUGAGGUGUUCCGUCCAGUGUCGGAUAGCUGCCAAGAUCCGGGCAUAUCCUACGCUUACAAUUGGCCCGGCAAGCCCAAUACUCAGGUGCUAGUUUUGCCAAUCAUUGAUUCACUAAUGCCGCGUCCACCCUACUUGCCACUGGCCGUGCCGGAGGAUCUGGCGCCGCGCCUAAAGCGACUCCAUGGCGAUCCGAUUGUCUGGUGGGUCGGUCAGUUCCUCAAAUAUCUGCUGCGUCCCCAGUCAGCGACGCGCGAUUUCCUCAAUUCCAGCAUGCGCAAACUGGGCUGGGAGCGUCCCAUUGUGGGGGUACAUGUGCGUCGAACAGACAAAGUGGGCACCGAGGCGGCGUUCCAUGGCAUUGAGGAGUAUAUGACGCAUGUGGAGGAUUAUUAUCGAACGAUGGAGGUCAAUGGCAGCAGUGUGGUGCGUCGCAUCUUUCUCGCCUCCGAUGAUGCGCGCGUGAUUGAGGAGGCGCGCAAAAGCUAUCCACAAUAUCAGAUCGUUGGCGAUCCCGAAGUGGCACGGAUGGCGGCUGUAUCCACACGGUAUACGGAUACCGCGCUAAAUGGUAUCAUACUCGAUAUCCAUUUGCUGUCGAUGUCCGACUAUUUGGUGUGCACGUUCUCCUCGCAGGUCUGUCGCGUUGCGUACGAGAUAAUGCAGACAAUGCAUCCGGAUGCGGCAUAUCGCUUUAAAUCGCUGGACGACAUUUACUAUUACGGCGGGCAGAAUCCGCACAAUCGACGUGCCGUCAUUGCGCACAAGCCGCGCACCCAUGAGGAUCUACAACUGAAAGUUGGCGAUCUCGUUUCGGUUGCGGGCAACCAUUGGGAUGGCAAUUCCAAGGGCAAAAAUACGCGCACCAAUCAGGGUGGACUCUUUCCAUCCUUCAAGGUGGUCGACAAGGUCGAAACGGCCAAGCUGCCCAUCUACGAGGGCGUCUAAUCCGCACAUUGACCAUCCAUCUGUCCAUCCCCAACUCCAUCGCUUGAAUGUCUGAAUCUCUUUUAGCUCCACUCACAUUCCAUGUGAGCGCAGCCACCGCCAAUCCCCCCUCCAUUCCACUUCUCCCCCUCCACCCCACACCCCCUACCAAUCUCACUAGAAGACACGUGGUACUUUCAAAAUUCUCGUAUAGAAUGCUCGAAUCUCUAAUUUCGAAUCUCACGAAGCCAACAGCUAACAAAAUCAAUUUCUAUGCAUUUUCGAAAGCCGAAGAAAUUACACAAAACAAAACAAAACAAAAUUAAAAAUAAAAUUAAAUGAAUAGUAUAUGUUGACAAGAAGAAGAAGAAGAAGAAUAUACAUAUAGAGAGAGUCUCUACAUAUGUACAUGUGGCGUAUGUAUGUGUGUAUAUACAGUAUAUAUUUAUGUCUAAUAUAUAGAAACUAUGUUUAAGCCUGCAAGUAGUGUUCAAGUACGCGCAAUAUAGAUUAUCCUUUGUAACAUAGACAAACAAACAAACAAAC